Molecule: messenger RNA, 3122 nt
Organism: Salvia miltiorrhiza (redroot sage)
Lineage: Eukaryota; Viridiplantae; Streptophyta; Magnoliopsida; Lamiales; Lamiaceae
Exons: 8
Coding region: 1555-2964 (469 amino acids)
Cellular component (GO): plasma membrane
Source: RefSeq, a predicted model, not a curated record
ACUAACAUCCUUGUGCUCACUUCUUCAGGUAAUUUACCUUCACUCUCCUAAAACACACACACAUACACAUACUAUACUACUAAUAUAUUUUUUUUACUUUAGUUGAUUUUUUUCAAGGGUUCAUAGUUUUAUUCUUAACAACAUCGAUAAUAUGACACAGUAAAUUGAUAUUUAAAACGAUAAAUAAUGUACAAUAUAGUAAACUGUAAAAUUUAUAUAUUGCUUUACCACACAUGUUUCAUGUAGCUAUAUAUAUAUAUAUAUAUAUAUAUGAUUAUAUUUCAGUAAAAAAUGCUAUUUUUCACGAGAAGUGGUCUCAUAUCUCAAUAUAGCUAUCUAGAGAUUGCUCUUUUGGGUGGUGACACAAUGAUUAGUAAAGAUAAUUAAUGACAUAUUAAGCUAUGAUCAUAAUUUAUCCAAUAUUUGAAAUUUUAUGUAUAUUUCACUUCAUAUCUUCCACUUUAUCAAGACACGCGUGAUAUGCAUAUAUAAUAUAUGUAUUAGCCAGUUUGUGAUAUAAUUCAAUAUCCGAUAUGACAUUAAUAUAUGCGAAUCACAUACAUUGUAAUAGCUCAUUAAAUAUAAAAUAUAGUACUAUAAUAUAACUUAAUAUAUCAUGUAAUUAACCAAAUUAUUUCACUAAUUCUCUUCCUAUCAUUUUCAUCGUAAUAAUUUGAACUAGCUGAGUUAAAGUCUAUCAUUCCUAGCUCAACCAAUGUCUAGAUUGUAUUUGUAGGUCAAACUAAUAUUAAUUAGACUAUAGGUACAAGAAAUAGGAAAACAACCUUUUCUAUUAGGGAACUGGGAAGUCACAUUAUAUUAGGCCUAGGGAGUCAUGAGCUUUUAAUCAACCAAGACCCAAAUUAUUCAUGUUUGGUGGCAGAUAUAUAAAAUUUUAUUAGAGGAAUAUUGUUCAAAUUUUAUGUAUAAAUAUAUUGGGCUUAUUGUCCAGAUACAUUACAGCUACAGAUUAACAAAAUACUACUUUAAUGUUGGGCUUGAAAGCCCAAUAAAAAUGGGCCAAAGUAGAUCUGAAAGGGCCCACUUUGGUGGGCCAUAGAGAGGCCAUGUGUGGCGAAAGGUAGUGGUUAGAUGGCCCCCCACCACUUUUCAUAACAGUAAUUAUUUCGACGAAGAACAAGAAAUAUAUACAUUAAAUAAUUAAAACAACAAAGAGAAUAUAAAAACAACGAGGAAAAAAUAAAAUAAAAACAAAAAAGAAGGCCAUAGGCAAAGAGGAAAAAGCUUCAGCUGUAGUUUCACACUUUAUCCCCAUAAUCAUUCAGCUCAACUUUCCCAAAUUUCUCUUCGGUAUUCUGCCUUUUCGCCUCCUUUUCUCUUGUCAGUGAGGAGCGGCUUCAGCUAAUUUCCUACAUGGAUUCGUGGUGGGUGGUUUUGAAGCCUUGAAUUUGCUUCAUUUAUGACGAGUGAUCUCGGGAAUUUCUGCCGAUUCGGAAUCUCCAGAUAUCAGUGUACUGAUUCUUAUUUAUAACUGUCAACUAUCCUGGAGGUUAAAUCACAAUUCUCCAUGUUGCCUGACGGUUAGGGGGUGUUAUGGAUGGUUUUAAAACUGCUACGCGGCUCAAGGGCUCUUGGUGUUAUUGGUUACUACAGUUUGCUAUCUGGCUGUGUAGCAUCAGUGAUGUGCUGGCUCUGAAGACGCCAACCCCCAGUGAGGUCUCUUCAGCAUCUUUGCUAGCUAGCCCUCCUAAAAGUGGUAUUUUUAAACCCAUUGACGUAUCACCUGCUGUUAUUCCGCAUUAUUCGUUUCCGGGUGGUUCUUUGCCGCCAAUGUAUCCCACCUAUCCAACCACCUAUGAGCCAGUCUUGACUGGCCGGUGCCCCGUAAAUUUUUCUGCCAUUUCGGGUAUCAUGGAGAUAACAGCAUCCGACUGUAUCCAGCCAUUAGCAGGAGUAGUAGCAAAUGUUAUAUGCUGCCCGCAGUUCAAUAGCUUGCUCCACAUAUUCCAGGGAUUCUAUAGUACCAGUUCUGAUAAUCUAGUUUUACAAAACGCAGUUGCAGAUGAUUGUUUUAAAGAUAUUGUCAGUAUAUUAGCCAGCAGAGGAGCAAACAAUUCAAUACCGAUUAUAUGCUCUGCAAAAUCUACAAAUCUGACUGGUGGCUCAUGUCCUGUGAAGGACAUAACCACUUUCGAGAAAACAGUGAAUACAAGCAAAUUAUUAGAUGCUUGCAGCACAAUUGAUCCUCUUAAAGAAUGCUGUCGGUCGAUUUGUCAGCCAGUUAUUAUGGAGGCUGCACUCAAACUAUCUGGAGUUCAAUCAUACAUGAAUGAUAAUAAAGAUGCAGUUGGACUUUCUAAUCAUGUUGACAUAAUUAGUGAUUGCAAAGGAGUGGUCGUCUCAUGGAUUUCAAGGAAACUUCCUCAUGAAAAUGCAAACAAAGCAUUCAGAAUAUUGUCUGCCUGCAAGGUUAACAAAGCUUGUCCUUUAGAUAUGAAACAACCAACAGAGGUAAUUGCUGCAUGCCGCAAUGUUGCUGCACCAAGUCCAUCAUGUUGCAGCUCACUGAAUACUUACAUAGCUGGGAUACAGAAGCAAAUGUUGAUAACGAACAAGCAAGCAAUUAUAUGCGCAACCAUGUUCGGCGCCAUGCUACAGAAGGCUGGAGUGAUGACAAAUGUUUAUGAACUUUGUGACGUGGACUUAAAAGAUUUUAGUCUCCAAGCAUAUGGACAAGAAGGAUGUUUGCUCGGAAGCCUUCCUGCAGACAUGAUAUAUUAUAAUUCGUCAGGCUUCAGCUUCACUUGUGAUUUGCGGGACAAUAUUGCAGCACCAUGGCCAUCAUCAUCGUCCAUCACAUCAAUAUCCCUUUGCGCUCCUGAGAUGUCGUUGCCUGCACUACCUACAUCGCAGAAUUUAGGUAAUCCUGGUUGCCGUGGAGUCGGGACGGAUCUCUUUGUUUCCAUUCUUUCAAUUUUUGUGUUCGGUGCAAUAUUGUUUUGAGCACAUUUUUAGCUGAUCUGUGAGCCUCCUCUGUGUGAAGAGGGGUUUUAGAUUUGUGAUGGGAGCUGCUUACGUGUAUAUGUUGAGCUUGUUUCAUGUAUAGUAAUAGCUUUGUUUCUCUCUUUCUAUGGCAUCUUUUUUUGUUUUUUGUUUUUCAA